This is a messenger RNA of Williopsis jadinii, 1535 nucleotides long. It is a transcript of the gene CWC2, whose product is annotated as active spliceosome conformation promoter CWC2. The record is from RefSeq and is a predicted model, not a curated record. The transcript has a single exon. NCBI's taxonomy places the organism in Eukaryota, Fungi, Ascomycota, Saccharomycetes, Phaffomycetales, Wickerhamomycetaceae. Gene Ontology annotation, molecular function: U6 snRNA binding; metal ion binding; pre-mRNA binding. Bases 146 to 1087 code for a protein of 313 amino acids. Gene Ontology annotation, cellular component: U2-type catalytic step 2 spliceosome; Prp19 complex; U2-type catalytic step 1 spliceosome.
GUCUCUGCCCGUUGUAGUUUUGCCCUUCGUGAUGAAAUUUUUGUUGAUAAAAUUUUGCUGUGCUUGGAGAAGGCGAGGCAUCGAGAUUAGUGAAGAGGUGAUAAAUACACACAGAGCGCUUAACGGUACAACCGGCGGCUAAACAAUGUCACAGAUAAAAGGAAAGCCAGCAAGGGUACAGGUUGAUCCUAAUGAAUUUGAGGAGGAGCAGCCACCUCAAACAGGUACUGUUUACAACAUUUGGUAUAACAAAUGGAGUGGAGGUGGUAACAACCAUGUUUUGGUGAAGUCCAAGUAUAAACUGGACGUUGAAAGAGACAGCGGUUAUACGAGGGCCGACAAGACGCAGGGUACGGGUUAUUUCUGCUUAUUCUUUGCGAAGGGGAUGUGCUCCAAGGGUAAGAAGUGUGAAUAUCUGCAUCGCAUACCCAGAGACGAUGAUGUCUUCCCCUUAACUGUGGACUGCUUUGGCCGUGAAAAGUUUAGUGAAAACCGUGAUGACAUGGGAGGCAUUGGUAGCUUCAACACAGUUAACAAGACUCUGUAUAUUGGAGGUGUGCUGACUGAUCGGAAGGACGUUCAAGACCGCAUUAACGGUGAAUUUAAACCGUUGGGCAAGAUUUCCAAGAUCAACGUCAUCUCCGGGAAGAACUGUGCCUUUGUCACUUUCAAGAGUGAGAGCAACGCUCAGUUUGCCAAAGAAGCGAUGAAUGGACAGAGUCUAUACGGUACUGAUAUACUGAGUGUCAAAUGGGCACACGAAGAUCCGAACCCUGAGGCCAUACGACAAAAGAAGAGAACAAUCGAGCAGGAGACUCAGCAGGUUGUCCUGCAGUUAUUGGAUAAGUACAAGAGACAAAGACAGGAUGACGGUCCUCAUGUCGAAGAGCCUGAAGAGCCCGAACCUGUACAAGUGGUACAGCAGCUUAAGCAGAUCGAGGAUACAAAGCCAACCACAACUUCAAACACCAACGGCAUACUCAGUGGAGUUUCCUUGGAGCUCCUGAAGCGACUUCCACAGCCAAAGCCCACGGAUCGGAAGAGCCUGGUGAACGCAUAUGAAAGUAGCGAUGACGAUGACGAUUAGAACGCCCAAUGUUAUGAUGCAAUCCCUGUACACUCUUAUAACAGUAGCUACACGCUGAACAACGACGGCCAGCAUAUGUUUGAGACUCAGUCCUACGCCACGCUUCAGCCCAGCUACAACCAGUAGCUGUGACAUGUUGAUGAAAGCCCUCUGCGGAUCGAACCUUGCCGUGGCAUUUUUAUGUGUCAAACAGGCUGCGCAAGCAGCAAAGGGGGCAGAAAAACAAAAACAACAACAACAACAGUAGGCCCACGUUGAUAAGAAGUUUCGCUCUGUUUCUCUCCCUUGUUUGCUCUGUACAAUUGCAUCACGCCGUUGCUGGUCAACCGCUUCACCAAGUACACCGAGCACAACAACGGGAAUGCACCUGGUGAAGAGGUCCUUAACCACCUACUCAAAGGACUACAGCGCGCUUGCGCGUAGUUAUGAGCUGACACAAUCUGUCACC